Macadamia integrifolia is the source of this 1734-nucleotide messenger RNA. Its product is annotated as zinc-finger homeodomain protein 4-like. Bases 688 to 1482 code for a protein of 264 amino acids. Gene Ontology annotation, biological process: regulation of developmental process; regulation of DNA-templated transcription. Gene Ontology annotation, cellular component: nucleus. The transcript has a single exon. Lineage: Eukaryota; Viridiplantae; Streptophyta; Magnoliopsida; Proteales; Proteaceae. Gene Ontology annotation, molecular function: DNA-binding transcription factor activity; transcription cis-regulatory region binding. The record is from RefSeq and is a predicted model, not a curated record.
CAGUCUCUGACACCACUGCCUCUGUAUGGCGUAAGCUUGAUGCCUGAUAGUGCAAGCAAAGCAAGAACCCCACUUUUUUUUCCUCUCUCUCUCUCUCUCUCUCUCUCUCUCUCUCAAACCAUCUGUCUUCCUCUUUGUCUGUAAACUCUGCUUUUAUUCCUUGUCCCCCUUCUCUUUUACACCGGCAAUCCUUUUUCUGCUCUCUCACUACUACUAUAAGCUCUUACUUAGUGCUUGACUAGCAAUCCCAACCACAAAACCACCUUCAUUUUCUCAUCUCCAUCCUCUCUCUCUCUCUCUCUCUCUCUCAAGCUUCCCCUCUUCUUCUCCUUCAGCUCUUACUUGCUCUUGUUUUUUUCUUUUUGUUAUUAAAUUCCCAUAGCUCUAUUCCAACUUUGUUAAACUUCCUUUUCCCUAAAACCUGUGUUUUUGCUGUAGAAUGUGUUUUUUCAGAUCAAGUUUUGCAGAGAGAAGUUGAUGUAGUAAGUCUCUAGUGGGUCAUUACCGAUUAAGAGGGGGAAAAAAUGGAAACCAAGAGGGGGACAUUCCUGAAGACAAGUCUCAAGAAUCCCGGACCAAAUACAAGUUCUACCCUUAAUCAUUCUUGCCUCUAAUUGUUUUCUCUGAUUUUGUUCUUUCUUUCUUUCUUUUUGGUCUCCAAACAAACAAACACAGAGAGAGAAAGAAAUGAAUCUUUCAAGUCAAGAAGAAGAGAUCCCAAUUCCAAUAACCACCUCUUAUGCUGGGGGUCAUAUUAACCACAUCAUCCCUUCUUCAUCACCACAGCUGCCCUCCAAUGGCCCCAUAACCCCAGCCCUAGAGGAUCACAUGCCUUACAAGAAAGUGGUGAGGUACAGGGAAUGCCUGAAGAACCAUGCAGCAGCCAUGGGUGGGAAUGCCACAGAUGGGUGUGGAGAGUUCAUGCCUAGUGGAGAAGAGGGUACCCUAGAAGCCCUCAAGUGCUCAGCCUGCAACUGCCACAGGAACUUCCACAGGAAAGAGAUUGAAGGUGAGCCCUCCUCCUGUGACUGCUACCACCACCCACAUCUCAACAGGGUGGGAAUGGGAAUGGGAUUGGGAAGGAAGCUCAUUCUGGGCCCAAGCCCACACAAGGUUGGUGGUAUAUUGGGCCCUGCUGAGGCCUUGGGUUAUCACGCUGGAGCUUUCAGGGCAGCACAAGCUCCACCCCACCAGAUGAUAAUGUCCCUCCCUUCAGAGUCUGAUGAGCAGGAAGGUGGUGGUGGGAUUGUCCCAAGGCCACCCCAGCUGGUGGAGAAGAGGUUCAGGACUAAGUUCACCCAAGAACAGAAGGAGAAAAUGCUCAGCUUUGCAGAGAAGGUAGGGUGGAGGAUGCAGAAGCAAGAGGAGUCUGUGGUGCAGCAAUUCUGUCAAGAGAUAGGUGUCAAGAGGAGAGUCCUCAAGGUGUGGAUGCACAACAACAAGCACAACUUGGCCAAGAAGAAUGCAGCUGCAGUAUCUUGAAAACUCUACUGCUCUUCUACAUUGCUCCAUCUUCCUUAUUUGACUAUUGUCUCCUCUUGUUAUUUAGGGUUUUUAUUUUUAUUUUUAUUUUUAUUUUUACUCAUAUUAUUGGCAGUGUAAUGUGGUUUAGGUAGAGAUGGUUUGACAGAGUUUGAGUUGAGGGUUGACAUUCUCCAUGCAUGUUUGUCCAGAAUAGAUUUAAUUGGUAAUCUAAGCUCUAAUCUAAUUCUUAGCUAAUAAUUCUUGAUCCUA